This is a messenger RNA of Schistocerca cancellata (South American locust), 2397 nucleotides long. RefSeq lists its product as uncharacterized. The coding region runs from base 1 to 2397 and encodes 798 amino acids. The transcript has 4 exons. The record is from RefSeq and is a predicted model, not a curated record. NCBI's taxonomy places the organism in Eukaryota, Metazoa, Arthropoda, Insecta, Orthoptera, Acrididae.
AUGGCAAAAACAAAACACCCACAGUUUAUGGAGUACGGGCGCUUCAGAGAGAGAAGGGAGUCAGAAUAUCCGUCCAUCUUCGAGAUCUUUCCCUGUCAACCGACUCCAGGACCUGCCCCUCGCAUCAAGAAAGAAGAGAAUAGCAAGGACGAUACUCCGAAGGACGGCCGUGCAGAGGACCAUGCUGUUGGGCGCGUCAAGAAGAGAAAGGCAGCCAAAGAAACAUCACCGUCUGAUGACCGCGAGCGCAAACACACCGAGCAGCGUCGCCGUCGCCGCAAGAGACGUGAGAAUAAACUGGUCGCGACGCCGCAGGAGGGCCCUGCUGGGGUCCACGUUAUUGGGCGCUUCAAAGUCAAUAAGGUCGUAGAAGAUAAUCCACCGUUAAAGGAUCAAGACACCGACCUGGCCACACAAAGAGAGAUAUACUCCGAGGAACGAGAUAUAAUACUGGUCGAUGCGCCGCAGGAGGGCCCCAGUGAGGUGGAUGCUGCCAAGAUGGCUCAAGAGGAGGAGAGAGUAGCUGAGUGUCUCGUGGAUACUGCCAAGACGCAACAAGAAUGUCAAGAUUUAGAGGAGGAGGCAGCCAAGAGUCUCAUGGGUGCUGCCAAGCUGGGCAAAGCAUGUGGAGAGAUUGAGGAAGGGGCAGAUGAUGGUCUCAUGGAUGCUGCUGAGAUUGACCCAGUAUGUGGAGAUGAGGAUGAAGGGGCAGCUGAGAGUCUCGUGAAUGAUGCCAGGAUGGAAGAAGCGCACCAAUAUUUACAAAAGGAGGCAGCUGAGGGACUCAUGGGUGCUGCCAAGAUGGGCAAAGCAUGUGCAGAGAUUGAGGAAGGGGCAGAUUAUGGUCUCGUGAGUGCUGCUGAGAUUGACCCAGUAUGUAGAGAUGAGAAGGAAGGAGCAGCUAAGGGUCUCGUGAAUGCUGCAAAGAUGGAACAAGACUGUCAAGAUUUACAGGAGAAGACAGUUGAGAGUCACAUGGGUGCUGUCAAGAUGGGUGAAGUGUGUGGAGAGAUUGAGGUAGGGACAGAUGAGAGUCUCAAGGAUGUUGCUGAGAUUGACAAUGAAUGUGGAAAUGAGGAGGAUGGUGCAGCUAAGGGUCUCCUGAAUGCUGCCGAGAUGGAAGAAGCCACUCAAAAUUUAGAGGAGGAGGCAGCUGAGAGUCUCAUGGGUGCUGCCAAGAUGGGCGAAGCAUGUGGAGAGAUUGAGGAAGGGGCAGAUGAUGGUCUCGUGAGUGCUGCUGAGAUUGACCCAGUAUGUAGAGAUGAGGAGGAAGGAGCAGCUAAGGGUCUCGAGAAUGCUGUAAAGAUGGAAAAACACUUUCAAGAUUUACAGGAGAAGACAGUUGAGAGUCACAUGGGUGCUGCCAAGAUGGGUGAAGUGUGUGGAGAGAUUAAGGUAGGGACAUAUGAGAGUCUCAAGGAUGUUGCUGAGAUUGACAAUGAAUGUGGAAAUGAGGAGGAAGGUGCAGCUAAGGGUCUCGUGAAUGCUGCUGAGAUUGAAGAAGCUAGUCAAAAUGUAGAGGAGAAGGCAGCUGAGAGUCUCAUGAGUGCUGCCAAGAUGGGUGAAGCAUGUGAAGAGAUUGAGGAAGGGGCAGAUGAUGGUCUCGUGUAUGCUGCUGAGAUUGACACAGUAUGUGAAGAUGAGGGUGAAGGGGCAGCUGAGAGUCUCAUGAAUGCUGCCAGGAUGAAACAAGCCCAUCAAGAUUUACAGGAGAAGACAGUUGAGAGUUGCAUGGGUGCUGCCAAAAUGGGUGUAGCAAGCGGAGAGACUGAGCAAGGGGCAGAUGAGAGUCUCGAGAAUGCUGCUGAGACUGACAAAGCAUGUGGAGAUGAGGAGGAAGGGGCAGCUAAUGGCUUCGUUAAUGCUGCCAAGAUGGAACAAGAAUAUCAAGACUUAGAGGAGGAGGCAGCUGAGAGUCUCAUGGGUGCUGCCAAGAUGGAUGAAGCUUGUGGAGAGAUUGAGGAAGGGGCAGAUCAUGGUCUCGUGGAUGUUGCUGAGACUGACCCAGUAUGUGGAGAUAAGGUGGAAAGGGCAGCUGAGACUCUAGUGCGUGCUACCAGGAUGGAACAAGCCCAUCAAGAUUUACAGGAGAAGACAGUUGAGAGUCGAUUGGGUGCAGCCAUGAUCGGUGAAGCAAGUGAAGAGAUUGAGCAAGGGGCAGAUGAGAGUCUCAAGGAUGCUGCUGAGAUUGACAAAGCAUGUGGAAAUGAGGAGAAAGGUGCAGCUAAGUGUCUCGUGAAUGCUGCCAAGAUGAAAGAACCCAGUCAAGAUUUCGAGGAGGGGGCAGCUGAGAGUCUCAUGGAUGCUGCCAAGAUGGAGGAAGUUCGUGUAGAGGUUGAGGAGGGAGCAGCUAAGAGUCUUUGUAGCCAACCCUCGGGUGCCGCUUGCACCCACUGA